AUCCAGUGACAAUCGAAGCAGGGGAGGGGGUUGUGUCGGGAUGGAGGGAGCCAGACUCAUCACGCUGGUGGCUUGUUCGUUGAUGCUCCCUGCUGAGACGAGACCAUUCAGCGUGCUGGUGAGGAAGGGAGAGGUGAAUGCGACGGUGGGCGACGCUGUCACUCUGUCAGUGAAACCUUCCUCCCCCAUCUCGAGCGGCUUCUGGAGGUUUGGCGCCCAGUCAAUCGUCAUUUGGACGGUGGAGCACCCCUUCCUCAACGUCGCCUACACCAAACGCAACGUGCUCCUGCUGGACAACACCUCCCUCCUGAUGGGCUCCGUGUCCCUCGCGGACAGUGGAGAGUACUGGGUGACCAUGGAUUCGCCCAGGGGUGAAGAAGCUACAGCCAAGGUCACCCUCAACGUCUUCCCAAAGCCUGCACCUUUUACCAUCGCCAUCAAGCAAAAGGAGAUUAAGACGACAGCCGGGAACACCGUUAUCCUGUCAGCGAGCCCUUCACAAGAGGUGAAGAAUGGGAGCUGGAGAUUCGGCGGGAAGGAUGUUGUGUGGUGGAGAGACACACUUUCAGAGGUGAACGCUGAUUACAGCGGACGGGCUGCAGUGCUGGCCGAGACCUCGCUGCAGCUGAAGUCAGUGGCUGCCUCAGACACCGGCGAGUACAGCGUCACCAUGAGUACAGCCUCUGGCGUCACAAGGUCAGAAAAGAUCUACCUGAACGUGCUCACCAUGCCCCAGCACGUCUCCGUCUCCCCAGUGCUCAGCCAGAUUAAAGCAGAAGUGGGAGCCACUGUUCUCCUAGCAGUGACUAUAUCCGGUGAAGUGAAGAAUGGCAGCUGGAGCACUAAGGGCAAGUUGCUUUUUCAAUGGAACAGCUUGAUACGAAACAUAACCGAGCAUCGUGAAUAUUCAAUAGACCUCUUGCCGAAUGCUUCGCUCCUCCUGCUUUACGUGCACGAGUUUGGCUUCAAGGAGUUUACCAUCACCCUGGAGUCUCCUUCUGGUAACAGAACAGCAGCAAGCAUCACCCUGGAAGUGUUCAAACCCUCCCACUCGUGUGCAGUUUACAGUGUUGGUUUGGCCAUUUCAACUCUUCUGACUUUGAUUUGCAUUCUUGUCAUUGCUAAUCACCUCCGCAGGAAGCGUCAGAGAGACUGGUACGAAACCCAUGAUCUCCUGACUGUAUUCUGUAAAGGAUACCGGGUGUGCGUAACGCUCACCAUGAUGGCAGCUCUCAAUUUUACCAUUAUCUUUGCCAUCCUCAUAAACAAGCAUUGGUGCAUCCAAGGACAUCAGCCCGCUCUUGAUUUUUUCGCAAACUAAGCCUGUCCAUAGGCUUCAACAUGUGGCAGUUGACAGAACAAAAGAAGCACUUUGCAGUUUUGGAAACCUCACACUUCGUUAUCUCUGAGGAGGUACUAAUGAUCACUUGGGGAAUGCACAGCCCAACUUCAAAGGGAGAUACAUCAAAGGCCUUUUGUAUUUGAUAAACUAGGCUUGCCAGCAGAGACAGAACAUCUACUAAAACAAUGACCUAUCAAAUAUCCUUUUCAGCCCAUAACCCAUUUAACAUAAUGGAAGUCCUGAAGACCAAGCCAAAUUCCAGAUCUUUUGUCAAAGAUGGCGGAGAGGUGGGACUCAUGUGACAUGGGCCUCUGGAUUGUGCAACAAGUAAUAUUACCUUGAUGAACUGAAAAGCUCAGUCUGCUGUUUACCAUCUAACUCACAGUCUCACAGGCAAGGAGCUCUGCCCAGGUGGAACACCUAACCCCAUCUGCACUGCUUCUGCUUCACUUACAAGGCUGAUUCAUCUCUGGGUGCAUAUCCCAUCACGUGAAGUCAACACCACUGGAAAAGUGAAUUAUACAGCAUUGAUUUUCAACCCACUAACCUCAUCGGACUUUGAUUCUGAACUCUGGAAUUCAUGUGAAACAAUAUUUUUCUCUGUGGUCUCGGAACUGCAAACCUUUCUUUUCUCUAUCCCUCGCUUGACCAUCUGUA
Messenger RNA from Carcharodon carcharias (great white shark), 1999 nucleotides. RefSeq lists its product as uncharacterized. The coding region runs from base 41 to 1321 and encodes 426 amino acids. NCBI's taxonomy places the organism in Eukaryota, Metazoa, Chordata, Chondrichthyes, Lamniformes, Lamnidae. The transcript is spliced from 8 exons. The record is from RefSeq and is a predicted model, not a curated record.